AUGGCAGCAACAAAUCAGAGUGGCAGUCAUGCUUUGGAAUUUGUCUUAACUGGAUUCCCAGGACUCCAUGACAUUCAGCAUUGGCUUUCUGUGCCUUUCCUCCUAAUGUUUAUAGUUGCCUUAUUUGGUAACCUUAUGGUUAUCAUUAUUAUAGCAACUGAGAAAACUCUUCACAAACCUAUGUAUUACUUUAUUUCAAUUUUAUUAGUUGGAGAUCUUAUUACCGGGGUUAGUCUUUUGCCACAGGUUUUAGUUAUACUUUGGUUGGGCUCUCAAAGAAUAUAUUUUAAUACUUGUAUUAUACAAAUGUUUUUUAUUUACUUCACUGUAGCCAUGGAAUCAGCAUUGUUAGUGUUAAUGGCUUAUGAUCGCUACACUGCAAUUUGUAAUCCUUUGAGGUACUCAUCAAUUGUAACAGACACAUUUAUAUUAAAAGGAGUAUUAGCUGGUAUUGUCAGAAGUCUCUCUGUUGUGUUACCUGUAUGUACACUAACUAGUUCUUUAUCUUACCACAUUAAAAGUUUUGUCACUAAUGUUUAUUGUGAAUAUCUUUCUAUCAUAAGUGUUGCAUGUACACGUUCAGUUUUCAAUGAUAUUUUUCUUUACUUUGUGUUCACCAUGGUAAUACUGCCUGAUAUAGCUUUGGUUGGUAUUUCCUAUUAUAUGAUUGCUAAAACAACACUGAAACUGAAAAGUAGGGAAGCACGGUUAAAGGUCUUCAGGACAUGCACCUCUCAUGUUUUUGUUAUUUUAUCUUUUUACAUCUCAGGAGCUCUAACAAUGUUAAUAUUUCUUGUUAAGAAUUCAGUUCCAGCCUACAUGAAUGCCUUGUUUUCAGUUCUGUACAUUAGUAUUCCACCUGCAUUUAACCCUGUGAUAUAUGGUAUAAAAACAAAAGAGAUUUUAAAUGUAAUAUUAUCAUGUGUGCAAAAAUAUAAAAAUAAUAUGUUUGAUUUAAGAAAUGAUUGA
This is a messenger RNA of Protopterus annectens (West African lungfish), 969 nucleotides long. Its product is annotated as olfactory receptor 52B2-like. Gene Ontology annotation, cellular component: membrane. NCBI's taxonomy places the organism in Eukaryota, Metazoa, Chordata, Ceratodontiformes, Protopteridae. The record is from RefSeq and is a predicted model, not a curated record. The transcript has a single exon. Gene Ontology annotation, molecular function: olfactory receptor activity; G protein-coupled receptor activity. The coding region runs from base 1 to 969 and encodes 322 amino acids. Gene Ontology annotation, biological process: G protein-coupled receptor signaling pathway.